GCCCAAAGAAGCAAACAGCUUCCUGGACUCUAGAGUCUUUCUCCGAAAAGCCACAAAAGAGACAGCUGCAAAUACUUUCUUCUUUCCUAUGGAUCCUUUUCUUCCUGCUCAUCGAAUCCCUGAAGUAACCUUGGUCCUGAACCCAUCUGCCCAUCUGAUUUGGUCUAGAAUCACCAGAAUGCUCUCCGGAGCCUCAGAAGCCCUGAAAUCUGGGAACUCAAGCCAGGGUUACUCAGAAGAUAUCCACAGGGUCUGAACAAGAAAAUGAGUUACAUUACCCAAAUGCUAGCCUCCUGGAAGCCUUGACAACAAUGUUUAUCAGGAACAUGGUUCUUGCCCGAAAUGAGACAAUCAGGAGUACAUCAAUGCUAUCAACUAAUCCCAACCCCAAACCCAACCAAGCCAAAGGCAAUCUGAGAUCCCCUGGACAAUCAGGAAGAAGGACUAGCAGCCUCUGGAAAGGACUCAUCCCCGACAGUGAUGUCAGGUAUCCUCGGUGGUUCAGUAACUUUCCCCCUAAACCUCUCGAUGGACACAGAGAUUGAAGACAUCACUUGGAUUGGUCCCCAAAAUGUUCUAGUUUUUGCACGCCCCAAAGGAGAUGUAUCCUUGCUGGCCAAAAGCUACCAGGGUAGACUGAACAUCACUAGCUGGAAUUACUCUUUGUAUAUCAGUAACUUGACCUGGGAUGAUGCAGGAUCCUUCAAAGCCCAGAUAAACCAGAAGAAUUCUAAACACACCACCGAGAAGAAAUUCAUCCUGAACAUAUAUGAGCAUCUACAGGAGCCUCAAGUAAUCAUGAAAUCCAUGAACACGUCUGGGAACACUUCCUGCAGCAUCACCCUGAUGUGUUCCGUGAAGGGGGCUGAAAAAGAUGUCCAGUAUAGUUGGACCCCAAAGGAUUACAGCUCUUCUGAAUCCUAUGUGGGUUCCACCCUCACUAUCUCCCCAAAUCCCUGUGACCCAGACCUGAUAUACACCUGCACAGCCCAGAACCCUGUCAGCCAGAGCCGCUCACAGCCUGUCCAAAUCUGGCAGUUCUGUACAGGAGACUCCAGAGGAAAACCAAUGGGGGAGACAGUGCGGGGGACCGUGGGAGAGCCAAUCAUCCUGCCCCUGGCACUCCGGGCCAGUAAGGACACAGAGAAGAUUGUCUGGAUAUCUAACACAACUAUUAUCAGCAAAAGGUGGGAAGAAGCAGAUCCACCCAUUAAGCCCAAAGGUCCUGAAGAAGACAGGGUGCAGAUCUCUGACCAGGACUAUUCCCUGAAGAUCAGCCAGCUGAAGAUGGAGGACGCCGGCCUCUACCAUGCCUGCGUGUGCUCAGAGGCCUCCAGAGUCACCAGCAUGAGGCACAUCAACCUGCACCCCUACAGGAGGCUGAAGGAACCGAACGUCACCAGUAGCUCCAUACACAUGGAGGACAACAUCUGCAGGGUCAACCUGACCUGCUCUGUGGAGGAUGGUGGAAAAGAUGUGAUAUACAUAUGGACCUACCUGCAGAAGGAAGCUGUUGUGUCCCAAGAGGGAUCGCAACUCAAUGUCUCCUGGAAAAGUGGUGAAAGUCACCCCAACUUCACAUGCACAGCCAGCAAUCCUGUCAGCAACAGUUCCAGCCAGUUUUUCUCUAAGAACAUCUGUUCAGGCCCUGACAAAAGCAAGAAACAUUUGAUUGUGCUCACCGUGGUUUUCAUCCUUCUUGUUCUUGGGAUUUCUGGCUACUGCAUUUGGAAGAAAAAAAAACAGUGUUCAACAGCAGUCUUCAAUUCCAACCAAGCUGAAGCCCCAGCUGACACACAAGCUGACCACACAAUAUAUACCUUGGUCUCCCAAGGGUAUGAGAAACCAGACAUCCUCCCUAGGCCCACCUCAGACACCUCCUCUGACAGCAAUGUCACAAUGGAGGAGGACGAACAGAAUGCUGAAAUAGAUAGUACUGCCAAUGGAAGAGAUGAGGUGUAUGACUUGGCCACUCAAGAGGACACUGGAGAUGACUUGGCCUCUGAAGUUCAAACACAGUAUGAUGUCAUCACUCCAGAUGACACAGUGGUUGACUGUGAAGAUGAAGGGCAACCGGAGUAUGUCCAACUAUUCUGUACUUUACAGAAAAAGACCCCAAGUCCUCAGAAGAAAGAUACCUCAUUCACAGUCUACUGCUCUGUACAGAGACCUCAAAAGGCAGUGCCACUACUACAGCAGGAUGACCCUGAGUCUUCUGAAAUCCCUACAUAUGAAAAUUUCACCUGAAAACAAUUUCUACCUCUCUCCUGUGGUCCUGGGGUUGGAUCAGCAGCAGGACUCAUAAACCCUGGUGCUCUGCAGACAGAAGCACAUCAGAAUAAACUACAAUGACUCAGAAUUGCCUGGAUUUGGCCUCACCCUCUUCUUCUCACCCUCCACACACACACACCAUGGCCUCCUGAGUCCAUUAGUAUUUCAGAAUUGGAAUCUUUCUUGGAGCCAGUGGGCUUCAGAUAUGUUAUUCUGUUUAUCUCUUGCAUACUCAUACUGUUUGCUCCUCUCAACUCUAAAGUUACCAAACCUGGUCAAGGGGGACCUUGGACUGACCAUCUUUCAUACCAUCUUCUAGAUAUAUGUGAAAAUACAUCCAUUAGCUAUUCUCACUCAUAGACACAAGUAUUCAUGCAAAAUGGGAAAUAACCUGAAUGUCCACUUUGAUAGUCUCAUUAACCACAUCAUAGCAUGCCCAUGCUGUGACCAUUCUUACCACUUUAAAGAAAUAAAGACUAUGCUAGUGUGGAAUGAACUCUGAAAUACAUUAUAGAGUGCAAAGAACAAAGUC
This is a messenger RNA of Castor canadensis (American beaver), 2803 nucleotides long. It is a transcript of the gene Ly9, whose product is annotated as lymphocyte antigen 9. Lineage: Eukaryota; Metazoa; Chordata; Mammalia; Rodentia; Castoridae. The record is from RefSeq and is a predicted model, not a curated record. Gene Ontology annotation, biological process: T cell activation. Gene Ontology annotation, cellular component: membrane; external side of plasma membrane.